CUUAAAAGUAGUUAAAUACCUACCGAUUUGUUACUGUCUGUGACAGAUUUGGUUAUAAUUUAACGCUUCCGUCUAUAAAUCUUCACAUUAUAACCUGAGGACUGGUUGCAUAUUUUUAAAGUAUUAAAAACAUUUAUUAGUAUUUAAAAUGGUAGUGAGGCAGUACAAGGAGGAGCUGAAUUACAUAGAGCAAAUAAAUGAUACAUGCUGGAGGAUAAAGAAAGGUUUUCAACCUAACAUGAAAGUUGAGGGCGUGUUUUAUGUGAAUACUACAUUGCAACGCUUAAUGUUUGAUGAACUACGUAAUGCAUGUAGACCUGGUGUAGUAGGAGGUUUCCUUCCUGGAAUGAAACAGAUUGCCAAUGUGGCUGCACUUCCUGGAAUUGUAUGGAGAUCUGUUGGAUUGCCCGAUGUUCAUUCUGGCUAUGGUUUUGCCAUUGGUAAUAUGGCAGCAUUUGAUAUGAAUGAUCCAAAGUCAAUAGUAUCACCUGGUGGUGUAGGAUUUGAUAUUAAUUGUGGAGUACGUUUAUUGAGAACCAACUUGUUUGAGGAGGAUGUCUUACCUGUAAAGGAGCAACUCGCACAAAGUAUGUUUGAUCAUAUUCCUGUUGGUGUUGGUUCAAAAGGAAUCAUACCCAUGAAUGCUAGAGAUUUAGAAGAAGCUUUGGAAAUGGGCAUGGACUGGUCCCUUAGGGAAGGUUAUAUCUGGGCUGAGGACAAAGAACAUUGCGAGGAAUAUGGUAGAAUGCUUAAUGCAGACUCAUCGAAGGUAUCAAUGAGGGCUAAAAAGCGUGGACUACCUCAGCUAGGAACACUAGGAGCAGGAAAUCAUUAUGCUGAGAUUCAAGUGGUGGAAGAAAUUUAUGAUAAAUGGGCAGCAUGUAAAAUGGGCAUUGAAGAGAAGGGUCAAAUAUGUGUAAUGAUUCAUUCCGGGAGCAGAGGAUUCGGUCAUCAAGUUGCGACUGAUGCACUCGUUCAAAUGGAAAAAGCUAUGAAAAGAGAUAAUAUUGAGACUAACGACAGGCAAUUAGCUUGUGCUCACAUUAAAUCCCAAGAAGGUCAAGACUAUUUAAAAGCCAUGGCAGCUGCUGCCAACUUUGCUUGGGUGAACAGAAGUUCCAUGACAUUCCUUAGUCGACAAGCUUUUGCAAAGCAGUUCCAAAUGUCUCCGGAUGAUUUAGAUAUGCACGUUAUAUACGAUGUUUCCCAUAAUAUCGCAAAGGUGGAGGAACAUAUGGUUGAGGGUAAACAGAAGACGCUUUUAGUGCACAGAAAAGGAUCCACGAGAGCUUUCCCUCCUCAUCAUCCUUUGAUUCCAGUCGACUAUCAGUUAACAGGUCAGCCAGUGUUGAUUGGCGGUACCAUGGGAACAUGUAGUUACGUUCUUACUGGUACUGAACGGGGUAUGAAAGAGACAUUUGGAUCGACUUGUCAUGGCGCGGGCCGAGCUCUAUCUAGAGCUAAAUCACGAAGGAAUUUGGAUUACACGCAUGUCUUAAAACAAUUAGAAGAUAAAGGAAUAUCCAUAAGAGUCGCUUCACCGAAGUUGGUAAUGGAAGAAGCACCGGAAUCUUAUAAAAAUGUGACAGACGUUGUAAAUACGUGUCACGCAGCCGGAAUUUCUCGAAAAUGCAUAAAGUUAAGGCCAAUCGCAGUUAUUAAAGGAUAAAAUUGUUUAAAUACAUUGAACGAGUGUUUGGAGUUGUUAAUUGUGACUUCAUAGCCGCUUGGAGUAUUAACCAAGUCAUAAUUGUAACAUCUCAUCAAGGGUCUAACAA
This is a messenger RNA of Dufourea novaeangliae, 1778 nucleotides long. It is a transcript of the gene RtcB, whose product is annotated as tRNA-splicing ligase RtcB homolog. The transcript is spliced from 9 exons. NCBI's taxonomy places the organism in Eukaryota, Metazoa, Arthropoda, Insecta, Hymenoptera, Halictidae. The record is from RefSeq and is a predicted model, not a curated record. Gene Ontology annotation, biological process: tRNA splicing, via endonucleolytic cleavage and ligation. The coding region runs from base 149 to 1669 and encodes 506 amino acids. Gene Ontology annotation, cellular component: nucleus; tRNA-splicing ligase complex. Gene Ontology annotation, molecular function: RNA ligase (ATP) activity.